This is a messenger RNA of Phytophthora sojae, 186 nucleotides long. RefSeq lists its product as hypothetical. NCBI's taxonomy places the organism in Eukaryota, Oomycota, Peronosporomycetes, Peronosporales, Peronosporaceae. The annotation marks the transcript as partial. The record is from RefSeq and is a predicted model, not a curated record. The transcript has a single exon.
GUAGUGUUUGCACCUGAAAAGGAAGUUUGGCUGAAAGCUAUGGUGUACAAGACGAUUGGAUCUGCUUAUACAAUUGGUCGCCUGUGCGGUCGGCCGAAGAAAGUGGGGUUCGCGGCACUGAAUCAAGUCGGGUGGUCGGACUCAAAAUUUCAGUCGGCCGUCGAGCAACUGGGGGGGGGGAGGUAA